AUGGAUGAGGGAUGGCUGAGCGGCACAGGCAAGAUGCAGCAGAUGUAUCCUGGUUGUGUGUUUUCCAGGUUCAUGAAUGGCAGAGUUCCAUCCAGUGAGAGAUAUCGACCUACAGACUAUGAACAUGCCGCGAACUGUGCCACCCAUGGAGUCUGGAUCAUCCCCAGCCUGGUGGGCGGGUCUGUACUCUACUUCCUGUCUGUGGACCAAUGGCAGGCUGCUGCUGCCUGGUUGUACGGGGCGGGGCUUAGUGGUCUAUUCAUCUCCUCCACUCUGUUUCACACCGUGGCCUGGAAGAUCAGACACCUCCGUCUAGUGGAGCAGCGUUUCCACAUGUGUGACAGAAUGGCCAUCUACUUCUUCAUCGCUGCUUCCUACACCCCCUGGUUAAUGCUGAGGGAGUUGGGUCCGUGGUCGUCUCACAUGCGGUGGAUUAUCUGGAUCAUGGCGAUUAUCGGCUCCACAUAUGUCUUCUACUUUCACGAGAGGUAUAAACUGGUGGAGUUACUUGGAUACGUGGCCAUGGGGGCGGGGCCUGCACUGGUCAUCCUGUCCAUGGCGGACACGGCAGGUUUGUGUGAGCUGGCGGUGGGCGGGAUUUUCUACGUAGUGGGUGUGGCCUUCUUUAAGAGCGAUGGAGUCGUCCCAUUCGCUCACGCCAUCUGGCACCUGUUCGUUGCCAUGGGAGCAGCCACACACUACUACGCUAUCUGGAGACACCUGUACACACCUGGACACUGA
Molecule: messenger RNA, 741 nt
Organism: Salmo salar (Atlantic salmon)
Lineage: Eukaryota; Metazoa; Chordata; Actinopteri; Salmoniformes; Salmonidae
Source: RefSeq, a predicted model, not a curated record